Messenger RNA from Marasmius oreades (fairy-ring Marasmius), 765 nucleotides. RefSeq lists its product as uncharacterized. The coding region runs from base 1 to 765 and encodes 254 amino acids. Gene Ontology annotation, biological process: lipid metabolic process. The transcript is spliced from 4 exons. Lineage: Eukaryota; Fungi; Basidiomycota; Agaricomycetes; Agaricales; Marasmiaceae. The record is from RefSeq and is a predicted model, not a curated record.
AUGGUCGUCGUCCAUCGUGCUAAAACUUGGUCUUCGCCUUCAGAGUCCGCUGACAUAACUGCCCACGAUUAUUCUGAAUCUUCAAACAAGGAACGCGACGAAAAUGAAGAAGGUACAGAGGACGUGAAGGAAACCAAGAAGAACCUUGAAGCCGAGGUAAAAGUCCUUAAAAAGCAGAAACAACGUCAUUUCUAUGCCACCAGAAGAUUCUUGUUUCCUUUGGGAAUACUCCUCGGCGUACUUCUUGCUUUUGCACUCGUUACACCCGCGGAUAUUCACCAAAUGCAUAACCAUUUAACUGUUCUAUUGCAAGAAAUGGAAUUAUCCAUUCCUGAGAUACCCGGAUUCGACUUGUCUAGAUUAGAGAUAGAAUGGGAUAGACUGAGGAGCAGCAUACCUGAGGUGUGGAAGUUCAAUCGUGACGGACGCGAGUUUCAGGUCGGAGAGCGGAUGGCAGAACGCGGACUGUCUGCAAAGUAUCCAGUCAUAAUAAUUCCGGGCGUUAUAUCUACUGCUUUGGAAUCGUGGUCAACAGCGCCAGACUUCCGACCAUUCUUCCGAGAAAAGAUGUGGGGUGGCCUCAGCAUGCUUUCGCAAGUUACAUUCAAUCGUGAAAAGUGGAUUCAGGCUAUGACGCUUGAUCCUUACACGGGUUUGGACCCACAAGGGACCAAGAUUCGUGCGGCGGAAGGCAUUAAUGCUGCCAGCAUGUUCAUUCAGGGAUACUGGAUUUGGUAUUUUCCUCUAUUGCCCCGAGCCUACUAA